Pygocentrus nattereri (red-bellied piranha) is the source of this 6406-nucleotide messenger RNA. RefSeq names its product cadherin-23. Gene Ontology annotation, biological process: homophilic cell-cell adhesion. Bases 52 to 4764 code for a protein of 1570 amino acids. Lineage: Eukaryota; Metazoa; Chordata; Actinopteri; Characiformes; Serrasalmidae. Gene Ontology annotation, cellular component: plasma membrane. Gene Ontology annotation, molecular function: calcium ion binding. The transcript has 30 exons. The record is from RefSeq and is a predicted model, not a curated record.
ACAGAGAGGAAGUGGUGGGUGAGAGGAGAGCUGGUGGAUCUGCUCUACAUUAUGGACAAUAUGAGCUUCAUCAGUUCCUUCUUCAUUUUGGCCUGCUUUUGUGUUUAUAAUGCGUGGGGAGCUAUUGGUACCUCACAGAUAAACUGUGCAUUUGGAAGUGACCUCCAGUUAGGCUCUGUUGAAGAGGAAUAUGAAGGAGACGUAGAGAUCAUCACCAAUAUCGACCCGUCUGAUGAGUUGAGGCUGGAGGCAUAUAUAUUUCAAAGUAGUGUGACUUUCCUGGAGCUCCUCCAUUCACAGGGAAACACAACCGCAACUGUGCGAACCAUUAAACCUCUGGAUGCUGAUGGAGCUCUGAAGGAGUCUGGUGGAGCAGUAUAUUAUUCAGUGACCUGCACAAGUUCAAAGACGAGGAAUACUCGAAUCCUUGAGCUCGUGGAUAUCAAUGAUAACACACCAGUCUUCGAAAAGAAAGAAUACAUCAUCACUGUGUCAGAGAUAAUACAGGUGGGCUCUGAUGUCCUGAAAGUGAAAGCAGUUGAUGCGGAUGUCACAGCACAGUACAACACAGUUUAUUAUUCCAUACAGCCUCCAGUUCCAGCCGAGUUUGAGCUGAGAAGUGACGGGACCAUCAGACUGCUGAGGCGCCUUAACUACAAUAUUGCUGACCUCUACACAUUCACUGUGGAAGCCAAGGAUAUCGAUGACCAGAAGGACACAGCGACCGUCCUCAUUAACGUGGAAGAUUUUGACAACCUGAACCCUUAUUUUGAUCACAGUCUGUAUCAGGCAUCCUUUCCAGAGAACCAGGAGGGACAAAUCUCAGCAGUUGCUCCAAAUGCAAUAAAAGCUCAAGAUGGAGAUACGGGAAUUAACGAGCCUGUAGUUUACAGCAUAACUGCAGUCGACCCCAAUGAGGUCCUAAGCAGUUUCAACAUCGACCCAAACAGUGGGGUCAUUUCAGUGACAACAGCACUGGACAGAGAAGAAAUAGAAAGAAUCACCAUUCAAAUACAGGCAGCACAGCAGGAUGACAGCACAAAGACAGGCAAUGCUGUUGUGUUUCUGGCUGUUGAAGAUGAGAAUGACAACCCACCAGAGUUUGACCAGAGCGAGUACACUGCAGUUAUUCCGGAAAAUUCCCCAAAUGAUAUGGUUGUACUUCAGGCCAAAGUCACAGACCUGGAUCAGGGAGGUUUCGUAGGAACACUACAGGUUGUUCCAGAUACGGUUCCAUUCUCCAUUAGUCCAGAUGGAUCCAUCAGGGUGAAGUCAUCUGCUGAACUAGACAGAGAAACCACCAGCACCUUCACCUUUCAGAUUGAGGCCAAAGACAGCCCUCCUUCCAACUUCAGUGCACUGGCCACUGUGAACGUCAGCCUCUCAGAUGAGAACGACAACGCCCCGGUGUUUGGAAAAUCCAAGUAUGAGGGCAAAGUUUUCAUCAACCAGACUGUUGGAAUGUUGGUAGUCAAGGUAGAAGCCACAGACCUAGAUGAAGGACCAAAUGGGCAAGUCAGUUACUUCAUUGACUUUGGCAAUGACGAGGGCUAUUUUGCCAUUGAUGAAAACACAGGCGAGCUCACAUUAAUCCAAGAUAUCAAUCUUCCAGAUAACGAAAUCCUUCAGUUUUCACUCUAUGUCAGAGCAAAAGAUGGGGGCACUGUGAGUAGAUCUUCCUCUGUGCUUGUGGACGUUAAAGCACCUGGAGAAUCUCGUCCCCAGUUCUUUGAGAAAGUCUAUCAGGGGAAAGUAGAGGAAGAGCAAGAAGCAGGCGCAGAAAUUGUCAAGGUGAAUUUUUUCUCCAUGGAUCCUUUUGUUCCUGUCACCUUAACAGUUGAGACUGAGGCAGACAAGUUCUCCAUAGAUGAGUCAAGCAAAAUGCUCAAAACAAGAGCCAGACUGGACUACGAAACCCAGAAGAACUACACAGUCCAACUGUCCAUUACAGAUGGCACCAACAGGGACACAGCCAUAGUCCAUGUGGAGGUGCUAGACAUCAAUGACAACAGUCCUGAGUUUGCCCCCAUCGCAAGUUCUAUUGGAAUACCAGAGGAUGCAGAAAUUGGAGACAAUGUAACUUCUAUAUUGGCAACAGAUGCAGAUGCAGGUUUGAAUGCAGAGGUACGCUACAGUCUGGAGGGUUCUGCUGGGAUGUUUAGUGUCAACCCAGACACCGGCUUGAUCACGGUUGCAGCAGCACUGGACAGAGAGACCCAGAGCAAGUAUAAUUUCAGGGUGGUCGCUCAAGACCAAGGUCGUCCUGUUCUCUCUGCAGAGGCUUCCCUGAUUAUCACAAUAACCGACGUCAAUGAUAAUGCCCCCAUCUUUUCCAAACAACAAUACGAGGCCAUCGUCUGGGAGAACGCCACCAUAGGAGCAGAUGUGAUUGCCGUCAACGCAACUGACAAAGACGAGGGUCUCAAUGCCAUUGUGUCAUAUCACAUCUCCAAGCAGGAACCUCCUUCUCCAGCCGCAGCCUUUACAAUAGACACCACUGGGUCUAUAAGCCUAGCUCAGAAGCUGGACUACAGCAAGGCUAAGAGAUAUACACUGGAGGUGGAAGGAAGGGAUGGUGGCAGUCCAUCCCUCACAGGCAGCACUGUGGUGAUCGUUUGGGUGCAGGACGUGAACGAUAAAGCUCCAGAAUUUAGCCAGGAUCAGUAUGAUGUGGCUGUCUAUGAGAACAUAGCGCCUGGAUCUGCUCUGGUGUCUCUGGAGGUGACAGAUGAGGAUGAGGGUGGAUUCUCCAAUGGCCACUUUCUACUCACAAGUGAUGUAUUCAGUAUUAACAGUCAAGGUGUCAUCCACCUGCAGAGUCAUGCUAGCCUUGACAGAGAGACAAGAGACAGCUACAUUAUACAGGUGGUGGCUGUAGAUCAACCUGUCGAUGGCUUGAGCUCAACUGCCCAGAUCAACAUAACAGUCUUGGAUGUCAAUGACAACAACCCACAAUUCAUAGACCUAGAAAAUCCUCAAAUGAUUCCAGAGGACCAAACAGGAGAAGUGUAUCAUAUCCAAGUUAGCGAUGCAGACAUUGAAGAGAAUGGAAUGGUUACCCUUACCCCCUACUCCUACAAUGAGCUCUUCACCAUUUCCAUGGAAGGGACUCUGACUGUGACUGGGAAUCUUGAUCGGGAAACACAAGAUGUUUAUGAGCUGGUCAUCGUGGCCACUGAUCACGGGGAACCACCAAGAAAUAACGUUACCACGUUGACAAUUAUCAUAACGGAUGUUAACGACAACGAUCCAGUCUUCACUGAGGAAUUGUACUCAGCACGUGUUUUGGCUAAGGAUGUCAAAAAAGGAGAUGUUGUGUUGACCGUGUCUGCGACAGAUCUGGACGCUGGGAACAACUCUCUCAUCUCAUACAGGUUCUCUUCAGAGCCUGACCUGCUGGAUCUUCAUCCUGACACAGGAGUCAUCACCUGGACUCGUGACCUUACUGAUAUCCCCGAAGACACGGAGUUGGAGCUCACUGUUAUAGCAGAGGAUCAUGGAAGUCCUCCGAGAAAUAGUACAGCAAAGGUCCUGAUCGAGAUUACAACAGCUUCUCUGACAGAUGACUUGGCUUUUGAGAACUCCACUUACCACUUCUCAGUGAAGGAGAACGAACCGGUGGAAACGGAAGUGGGUGUGGUUAAAGCAAUAACGGGAAGUCAGCUGGUCCAGGUCACUUACAAACUGACCUCGCACACAGACCUGUUCUCUGUGGACAAGAGUGGCACUCUCAAGACUCUUCAGUCACUGGAUAAAGAGGAACAGGAGUGGUACUUCAUUAAAGUGCAAGCUACUGACAGCAGAACCCCUCCCAGCACUGCUAUGACCACGGUGGUACUUCAGGUAGAAGAUGUAAAUGAACCUCCAGUCUUCGACAGUGAAAAGUAUGAGGCAGAAGUCUUCAGCGUUGCCCCUUUCAGGUUUCCAGUAGUGACAGUAAAGGCGACUGACCCUGACGUUGGGGACACUGAGGAGCUUCAGUAUUCUCUGGAGGAGUCCAGUUCAUUGCUAGCAGUGGAGAGCUCCUCUGGUCAGGUCUAUGUGAUGGAUUUGACAGGAAUGGGCGGUAAGGUCAUAAAAGUCCAGGUCAAAGCUACAGAUAGACACGGCCUCUUCACUAAGGCUGAACUCCAGGUGACCGUGAAAAACAGUGGCAGUGACAACAUUGUGGUGAUUGCACUCAACCAGCCGGUCCACACCGUGCAGGAGAAAAUUCGGGACACCCAGAAUUCUCUGGAGAAAGUGCUUGGCUGGAGUGUGAACAUUUUAAGCCUGAGGGUGGAGAGCAUAAACGAGAUGCGUUCACUCCUGAGGGAAACCACCGCCAAGACCUACAUCGGUUUUAUCGCAACAGACAAAGACGGCACCAUCAUAAGUGCCAAGGAGGUCAAUGAGAAGCUGAGGAGUGAACAGGGGAGUGUGAAAGUGGAGCUGGAGAACGUGUUUGGUCCUGGGCUGGAAGUAGAGCAGGAGCUGGAAGGAGGUUCUGGAAGUUCACAACAGUCUAACGAAGUUGUGGUUAUUGCACUCGCCGUUCUUUUAGCGCUAAGCCUUGUGGGGCUUGUAGUCCUAGUGGUGGUGACCGUGAUCAAGUUCAAGAUGAUGACGGACACGGAUUCGGAUAAAGAGAGCUUUAACAUAGGAAAGCGAGACAUGAGUGACAUCUUCACUAAUGAAGUGGUGUUUACAGAGACACAGGCGGAUCAGGGAAGUUACAAAGGCAGCAGGAAAACAUCAGAAGUAUCAGCAAUGGCAGCUUUUUGAGAAACACCUAUCGAAAAUCGCUGCAUUGAAGCCAGGAGUGGAAAACAUGACAAUAUCUUCUCAUUAUUGUAAAAGAAAUGACGUCAAUGUGCUUUUCUUAGAUAUUCUUAGUACUCCCAGAACACGGCUUCAUUUUCAAUGAUGCAGGACAGUCGUACAGUGUCCUAGAACAAAGCAGUGUAGGCCUACAUGGGUGUCACCAGUUUAUAUAUAUUAUAAAACACAUGUGUUCAAGUCAAAAACACAAACAGGAAUAAAGGCACAGCUUCCCCUCCCCUGCGCGGACAACAACGGCAGCCUGUGCAGAGAGACCCCACAGCUGGCUGAGCAAACCCUGACCACAACUCUCUAAAAUUAGCUCAUCUGAAAAUGUGCCUUCAGGCCUCCAUACUCACAAGAUCCCAACAAUCACAAAUGGCCACAGGUUUGCUGUAAUGAUGAGAAUAAUGGCUCAUGUUUAGUGAAAUACAGUCCCCUGCUGGUGUGACUGAAGCUUGAGCCUCUGUUGUCUGCAUUAAGGGGGUAGCGGUCCACGUCCCUCUGGUCAAAACUACACAACCAUAUUUUUACAUUCCACCUGUUGCUCCAUGAAUCUUCUCUGGCAUCAUCCGUACUUUAGAACACUGCUUUACUCUAGAACCCAUGUGUCAAACGCAAGGCCUGUGGGCCGAGUCACACCCAUCGCUCAAUCCUAUUCAGCCUGCAAAAUUAUUUCAAAUUUUCCAUUAUUAUUAGCUCGUUUUAAAAAUGAGCUAAACUACAUGCCCCAGCAUGCACUGCAGCAUAGUGCACGUUCUGAUUCCCAUCCCCAACAAAACUCAGCAGUUACACAAAAAGAAAAGAUGUCCAGUUUCUAGUUCAAGCCAAUAGGCAGUUUUACAAAAAUCUAAACCAAUUGAAAUCAUUAAAACAAUUUGGUAUUGUUUUAAAAUACGUAUGCGGUGCCCAGUUUGCUGCUGUAGUUUUGGUGUACGCUGAAUAAACAAUGGCCGGGUCAGAUCAGGGCAGAACGUUAAGUUAAAAUGAAAAACACAGCUGACCCACAGAUUUGCUGACAUUUUUUAAUAUGACCCUAGUGGUCGAGUUUGACACCCCUGAUCUAGAACAGUGUACAAACGUCAGCUAUUGUGGUGAUUCUGUUUUUGCCAUAUUGCCCACCCCUAGUUCAAAACACAGUGAUGGAUUUUAAUAAAAUUUUUUUUACUAAUUUUCUUGAUUUUUAGCGUUGGAUAAAGCACCGCCACUGUUUUUGUUAAAGACACAAACAGGUGUCCAAAAAUCAAAAAUAGCGAGUCAACCCUGUUACUGUACUGUCCUAAAACCCUCAGGACACUAGAAGACUGGUUCGUAAGGAGUUUACAACUUUGAAUGAAACAAACAUGAAGCUUAAUAAGUUCUGAAAAUGUUUGAUUAUACACCAAUUACACAACAUUAAGACCACCUGCUUGUUUCUACACUCAUUGUCCAGUUUAUCAGCUCCACGUACCGUAUAGGUGCACUUGCAUCGUGAGUUGCUGAUCCACUCAGACCUGCACCACACACACUAACACACCACCACCACGUCAGUGUCAUUGCAGUGCUGAGAAUGACAUCACCCAAAUACUGCCUGCUCUGUGAGGGUCCAUGGGGGUCCUGACCACUG